Sarcophilus harrisii (Tasmanian devil) is the source of this 1371-nucleotide messenger RNA. RefSeq names its product late endosomal/lysosomal adaptor, MAPK and MTOR activator 3 (gene LAMTOR3). Bases 203 to 577 code for a protein of 124 amino acids. Gene Ontology annotation, biological process: positive regulation of TOR signaling; cellular response to amino acid stimulus. The record is from RefSeq and is a predicted model, not a curated record. Gene Ontology annotation, cellular component: Ragulator complex. The transcript is spliced from 7 exons. Lineage: Eukaryota; Metazoa; Chordata; Mammalia; Dasyuromorphia; Dasyuridae.
AAAUUUCUCCCGGAAGUGGAGUGUCACGGGACAGGCUCCCUCGGGGCUUCCUGAGAGAGCGGGAGGGGUCAGCAGUCAUGUGACCGCGGGUUGGAGAGGAAGCGGCGGCGGCAGUCGGAGCUACCUGCGGCCCGGGACUGCUGCGGCCUCGGCAGCCUGAGCUCGGUGUGGGGACCGUCCCAGCGGGAGGAAGGGGUUCAUCAUGGCGGAUGAUUUGAAGAGAUUCCUCUACAAAAAGUUACCAAGUGUUGAAGGUCUUCAUGCCAUUGUAGUCUCAGACAGGGAUGGAGUACCUGUUAUCAAAGUGGCAAAUGAUAAUGCUCCAGAGCAUGCUUUGAGACCUGGUUUCCUGUCUACAUUUGCCCUUGCAACAGACCAGGGCAGCAAACUUGGACUUUCAAAAAAUAAAAGUAUCAUUUGCUACUACAACACAUACCAAGUAGUCCAAUUCAAUCGGUUACCAUUGGUGGUGAGUUUCAUAGCAAGCAGCAGUGCUAAUACUGGACUGAUUGUCAGCCUAGAAAAGGAACUUGCUCCAUUAUUUGAAGAGUUGAGACAGGUCGUGGAAGGUUCUUAAUCUGACUGUGGCUGACCCUGGCCAUGUUGUGAUCCCAGUGAGUUCAGUCCAGCAACCUUGAACUUCAUCAAGUAAUGUGACUCUACACAUUCAGAAAAGACAACUUGCCCCAAGUUAGACUGAAGAAGAAGAUCGUAUUUAUUAUUUCUAAAUUGAUGGACUGUUGUGUUGAGUUUUAGGCUCAAUUCUUCCAUAGUAUGAUUUCUGGGGAGACCACUAAAAUGGUUCAGUAUCUAUCACAGCUCCCAUGGAGUUUAGCUUAGCUACCAUUAAGGGAUGAGAUUCUUAUCCAGUGGAUCAGAAUCAAAAUGUUCCCGUGAUCCACAUGAGCCACCUAAAGCUCCCAUUGUGUAUAAUACAUACAGGCCUGCAGUAGGUAGGCCCUGCUCUGUAUAUGCUAUUGCUUUAUUGUGAAUAAUAGAGAACUUAUUUUUAUGUGUGCCAUGUUGUAUGUCUGCACUGAGAGGAAAAUAGCCUCUAACAGCAGUAAUAAACCAGUACAAUCACUAACUAUCCCUGUUUAUAUUAUUGUGAGGUAGAAAUUUAAGAAAGCAUUACUAAUUGGUAUUUCUCUUUAAAGUGUAUAUCUAAAAAGAAAUCUGUUGUUUUGGAUUUGCUUUUACAUUCAGUUAUCAAUAACCAAUCAGUAUUUUGAUGUUUUUCUCUUUGUGCAAUUUAAGUGUGAAAUCAAUAUCAAAGCUUUGGUUUGUGACAUUUAUAUGAAUACCAUAAUACAACAGUUCAUUUUACUUUUCCUAAAUAUAAGGGUCUAAAUAAAGUAGUAUUUUGUAAAA